This is a messenger RNA of Durusdinium trenchii, 948 nucleotides long. Lineage: Eukaryota; Dinophyceae; Suessiales; Symbiodiniaceae. The record is from the annotation of a GenBank genome assembly.
AUGCCCAUCUCGCUCAAUGACAGCUACCAGAACAACAAAACCGAGCUCUUCAACAUGUGGCUUGAUUCAGACUUCAGCUGGUCAGCCUGUGCUUUGGCAGUCGAACGAAAGCACCAGGAGAGCAACGUGGCAAAGAAGGGCUGGAAGGCAAUACAGGGGAAAGAACUCAAGCAGCGCUACACACCAGAAAAGUGGGAGCAGGUAAAGAAUCGACGGUUGGAACAAGGGCUUUACUACAAGGACGAUGAUUUCCCCGAUGAUGAUGAUGAGACAUGGUACUUUGUCAAAGAAGGAGAAGCUCUCACAAACAAGGUGGAGGUCACAGAAUCUAUGAUGUUGGGCGCUAGACUGGACAUGAACGAGGACAUGAGACAAGCCAUUACGAACGAAGAGAAUGGCUUGAUGAAGGCUGGUGCUUUGCCAAAAGUCACUGUGGCCAGCGCCAGUGGAAACAAAGCUCUCAUGGAAGCCAUUGGGGAAAAGGUCAGCGCAGCUCCAAAGAGAAAGCCAAAGCCAAAAGAGGAAGAAAAGACUGAGCCGGUCACCCCCCUUACUUGGGUGGCAAAAGGGAAGACCUCGCUGCCUGAUGUUUUGAAAGCGGCGGCUGAUUGUCGGACUUCAUCCCUCAAGCUUGCUGGCAUGGAGUAUGCCAAGGAGCUGUCGGACAACUUGCUGAAACAAGCUGAGGAAUUGGAGAAACACUACAAGCUGCUUUCAAAGCAUGUCCACGAUGGUGCCGAGAAGGAGGUCAAGCUUGUUUUGGCUACAACUGGAGCCCGGUUGGCCGCUGUGGAGCAAGCGCAGGCUUGGCAUUCUUCUCUAACAUGUCUGUUUGUUCCAAAUUGUUGCCUUCCCCCACCACCUCACCAAAACUACAGCGAGCGCUUGUUCAGCUUCAUUGUUUCCCACGGUUUUCGACGCGGAUGCGCACACACAGCCAACUGUUGA